AUGCGCGACCUGCCUGGUGGGGACGUUUACUGGUCGCCGCUGCAAACAGACACCGAAAGCGAGACGACCGACUGCGACGGCUCGCUGCAUGGUCCCACCUCCGCCCAAUCCGGGGAAGUGCGGAAGCGGCUGCUGAGCGAGGAGGACGGGUCGGGGGCAUCUGAUGGUGAUGCUUCCGUCUCCGGAGCAAGGCCCGGCUACGGGCCAAAUAAGAGAGGACGAGGAAACUGUGUGGGUGCGGCCCGAGCCAGAGCUGGGUGCUCGGGGCCGGAGCAGCCACUCGAGACCGCCCCACGGCCCACGGAGGCCGUGGCGGGGCCCCCGAUCGCAGCGGCCCCCUCGCGGAGAGAAUCUCUCCCGGAUUUGCGGGUGGUGCUGACCCGCUGCGACCGCGAGCUUGUGGCCUCAAAUGAAAGGUCGCGAUCUAGGUCGCCGAAUUUUGACGAUGGUCCUGGUACCUCGACAAUUGUAGCGCCUACACGCAGAGGAAGAGGCCGGACUCCCACCACGGGGGAAUAUGUCCGUUAUGCAAAGGCUGUUGAAGCGGCCAAUAAGGCGAAGCGCGAAGAACUGCGGCUUCGCAACGAAGAAGAGGCGGAGAAAUUUUGUCGGUCUUUAGGUACCCGCCAAGUGAGAUUAUCGGAAACGUCCACCGACGACGAGGUGAACCUUAACGAUCGCGUCCGUGCCAGCCUGGAAGCCAUCGACAUGGUGGCCCAAAAGUCCAGUCAUCUUAAGGGCACCUUUCAAAAGGCCCUGAAGGACUCAGCCAAGGAAAUGAAGAAGGUCUUUGAGGUGCUGAGGACACACACGGUAUCCGACGAAACCCGGCAACUAGAGGCAGAGAACAAGCGCCUUAAAGCGGAACUGGCAGAUGUCCGCUCUGAACUCCGGAAAAUUCGCGAGGACAUGCAACGUUUUGAAAUGUCGCAUCGGAGCUCGCUUCCCACAGAGGAAAUGAACGUGGCUCAAUUUGUGCCGUCGGGACCUCAUCCACCGGCGCCAUCCAAAAAGAAGGCUAAGCCUAACGAAACUGCGGCCCUAGACAUAGAGAGCAUUGUCCAGGCUGUUACAAAGCAAGUAGGUAGCAUGAUUAAUGCCCGAUUUGACGGUUUAGAGAAGGAAGGCAGACUAUUGCCAGCUCAAAGUCUCCGUCCACCACUAGCAAGCGACAAGAGGAAAGAGUCGGCUGCUAACGUCGUCCAAAAGCCCGCGAAGUCAGUGGUCCCUGUCGCCGGUAAGAAGGGACCACCAAACUAUACUGAAGAGCCGCAAAAGAUCAGCGGCAAGGGCAAGGGCAAGGGCAAGAAAAGCGCUGUCCCACAGCCCAAUGUCAACCAGAGCACGGCGACCUUUCGGACCCAGCCAGCAUCUGCAUGUCCCUCUACAGGGGAAGAAUGGCAAAAGGUAGGCCCCAAGGGCAAAAGGAAAAAGAAGACGACCAAAGCUGCUUCCAAAACACAACCGAAACAGAAACAGCAACCAAAGAAGGCGCGCAAAUUGGUACCCCCGCGUUCUUCAGCGGUGGUUUUGACACUGCUCCCAGAGGCAGUAGAAAAGGGGGUAACGUAUGCGAAAGUCCUUACGGAGGCCAAGAGCAGGGUCGAUUUGGCUGGACUCGGCAUCACUGCUUUACGGAUCAAGCGCGCUAUCACUGGGGGCACCGUUCUAGAGGUCCCGGGAACUACCAGUGGUGACAAGGCCGACCAACUGGCCAGAGCGCUGGUGGAAAAACUAGGCCCAGAAGCUGUUCGGGUAUCAAGACCGGUCAAAUGCGCAGAGCUCCGGUUGACAGAGUUGGACGACUCAAUAUCGCCCGAGGUGGUAGUAGCUGCGAUCGCCAGCGUCGGCCAGUGCUCGGCAGCACUGGUAAAGACCGGCGAGGUUCGUCGAGGUCUUAGAAGACUCGGCACUCUGUGGGUGCGCUGCCCUGUCACGGCAGCCAAGAAGAUCACUCAGGCUGGUCGCCUUGAACUCGGUUGGGGCCUCUCGGCUAAAGUUAGCUUGCUGGAAGAAAGACCCAUGAGGUGCUUUCGUUGCCUACAGACGGGGCACACUGGGGCCCAAUGCAUAGCGUCGGAAGAUUAUAGCAACCACUGCUACAACUGCGGUCAACCAGGACAUAAGAGGUCAGCUUGCUCAGGAUCACCUCAAUGUAUCUUGUGUCAUGCUGCGGGAAAACCUGCGGACCAUAAAAUCGGGUCCAAAGCAUGCACCAAUCCCAAACACAAGACAAAACACGCUGGCGAUGGCCCCCGGGCCCCCUCCCAGGCUGUUAUCCCCUCCACCGGUGCGGUGGAAGAGGCUGAGAUGGAGAUCGUAACAACCGACAAUUAA
Molecule: messenger RNA, 2337 nt
Organism: Cydia amplana
Lineage: Eukaryota; Metazoa; Arthropoda; Insecta; Lepidoptera; Tortricidae
Product: serine/arginine repetitive matrix protein 2-like
Exons: 1
Coding region: 1-2337 (778 amino acids)
Molecular function (GO): zinc ion binding; nucleic acid binding
Source: RefSeq, a predicted model, not a curated record